Messenger RNA from Pseudophryne corroboree (corroboree frog), 2235 nucleotides. RefSeq names its product GATA binding protein 1 (gene GATA1). NCBI's taxonomy places the organism in Eukaryota, Metazoa, Chordata, Amphibia, Anura, Myobatrachidae. The record is from RefSeq and is a predicted model, not a curated record. Gene Ontology annotation, molecular function: zinc ion binding; RNA polymerase II cis-regulatory region sequence-specific DNA binding; DNA-binding transcription factor activity, RNA polymerase II-specific. The transcript is spliced from 6 exons. Bases 457 to 1560 code for a protein of 367 amino acids. Gene Ontology annotation, biological process: negative regulation of transcription by RNA polymerase II; positive regulation of transcription by RNA polymerase II; cell fate commitment. Gene Ontology annotation, cellular component: nucleus.
UGGGGUAAAACGUCUUUGAAAUGCCUGUACUGGUGCCAAUAGCUGUAAUGAUGUUAAUGCGAGGGUGGUAUGUAAUACAUGAGACUAUAAGGGGGUCUUGUGAAUUACUAGCCACACCGCCCCAGCCCGAGACAGUAGGACAUUGCUCUAACAAGGGUGGAGCUACGGGUGGGACCUUCUCCUAUCAUCAUGGGACAUCAUUGACUAUAAGGGCUGAGGGUGCGAGAGAGAGAAGUAGUUGCAUCGCCCAGACCAUUGGUGACCAGAGAGAAAUAGUCCAAAAAGUGAAUUAAAGGGCAGUUUCGGGAUCGAUGACGAGGAGGGGGGAGAGAGAUCGUACCAGCGGGCACCAAAGAGUGGGCGUAACACAAGCAAUUUGGGGUGAGCGCCAGAGGAGGAAUUUGACACAGCUGUUCCCUUGCAGAAGGUGCUGUGUUUCAUCUCAGCAGCCGAAUAAUGGACUUCACAACCAUGUCUGGACAAGAACCCAUCACCCAGUACUCUGAUCCUGCACUCGGACGCAGCAAUGAGGAACAAGACUUCUUCUACAACAUGGGUAGCGAUGGCAGCCCAUCCCAGUAUGGAGUAGCUGUGACCAGUCGUGCGGUAACAGGGUUCCGCCACUCUCCAGUUCUUCAGACGUUCCCUUCUCCCUGGCCGGAGAGCAGUUCUGGAUUCCCCCACAGUCUGGUCACUUAUGGAAGAAGCUCUGGGCCAUUUCCCCUCUACACGUCAGGUGCCUCACCAUUAGCGCCGCUCUCCUCUCCCCCUUUAUACUCAUCGGUACCAUUCCUGCUGAGCCCAUCUGAACGUGAAGGAAGCCCCAAAUUUCUGGAGACUUUAAAGACAGAGAGGAUGAGCCCCUUGACCAGUGAUCUCAUGACACUGGAAACAAGAAGCCCCAACAGUCAAGCUGUAGCCCAGAUGGGAUACAUAGCAACAGUGCAGGACUUUAAUAGCCAGUUCCAGUCAACAGAGGAUCGCGAGUGUGUGAACUGCGGAGCAACGGUGACUCCCCUGUGGAGGCGAGAUGUCAGUGGCCACUACUUGUGUAACGCCUGCGGUCUGUAUCACAAGAUGAAUGGGCAGAAUCGCCCGCUGAUACGACCGAAGAAACGACUGAUUGUCAGCAAGAGAGCCGGGACCCAGUGCAGCAACUGUCAUACCAGCACCACUACCCUCUGGAGACGCAACGUGAACGGGGAUCCCGUGUGCAACGCCUGCGGCCUGUACUACAAGCUACACAAUGUGAACCGCCCUUUGGCGAUGAAGAAGGACGGGAUCCAGACACGUAACCGCAAAGUGAGCAGCAAGUCCAAGAAGAAGAAGCAGCAGCUGGCAGAGGACGGCUCCCUGGAUCCCCUGAGGAUCAUCCCGGAUGAUCAAGCCAUGUAUUCAUUUGGAUCCAUCUUUAUGCCCGGCCAGAUACCCUCAAUGGGGCACCUGAUGCCCUGCACCCCUCCGCAUCACCUGAUGACAGCUCCCAGGAUCCAUCACUCGCCCCCGCAUCUCAGUUACCGGCCGCAUAUGGGUCCGGGGGUCGCACAGGCCCUCGGCUAAAAAGGGCAUUCUGUACAACUGGUCUACAGAGACGGCGCCAUACUGAUUCUCGAUUCUCCUGCAGGAAUUCCACCCCUGUAUCUCUGACCAGGACGGGCGUGGUAUGGAAGGUAGAUAGUGUUUGGUCGACCACUAUUGGUCUACAGCAACUAGGUCGACAGGGAUGAUAGGUCGACAUGUUCUAGGUCGACAGGUCAAAAGGUCGACAUGAGUUUUUUAUGUUUUUUGGUGUUGUUUUGUCCGUACGGUGACCGGAAACCCCAAUUAGUGCACGGCUCACUUCGCUCGUCAUGCUUCGGGCAAGGUGUAGUACGCGUGGAUCGUUAAGUAUGAAAAAGUGCAUGUCGACCUAGAAACCCUGUCGACCUAGUUACUGUCGACCAACAGUGGUCGACCUAGAUAGUGUCGACCUAGUUGCUGUCGACCUAGAGACCGGAUCCCAGCCAGGACACCCUCAGAUACCAAUCCUUCCAGUCAUCUCUGGCAGCUCAUGGAAGAUAGAUAAUAACCUAUAACAUACGCCAUUUUCCUGGAGCCCACCGGACAUUCCACCCCUGUUAGACUCUUUCGGCCUCACCAGAGACAUUCAUUAUAUAUAUAUGAUCUGUUUUAUGUACAUUUUUACUGAACAAUAUUUUAUAAAAAUGUUCAAUAAAGACGUGCGUAUUUUACUCA